AUGGUUCUGAAUGAAGCUGGAAUAAAUGAACCGUACAACAGACUGGAAUUUCCAGAAAUGCCUAAAAGUUACAAAGGAUUUCAAGUGCAACCAUCAGUAAUAUCGUUUAAAUCAGGUCAGUCAAUAAUGACGAUGCAUAAUACGGGUGAAUUUCCAGUCCUCUACAAGGUCAAGUGUACAUCAAACCACCGCAUUAGUAUUCUGGACUGUGCAGGUAUCCUACUUCCAAAACAUGAAACGGUAGUAUUAGUGCAUCGUCAUAACAGCAAGAAAAAAAAACCAAUGCUGGACAAGGAUUUCUUUCUGAUACUCUAUACACUGGUUGGCCCUCAGUGGUGCAAUAACGAUGCCAAUGCAUUCCUAUGUUGGAGACGAGUAAAAGUCCAACAAAUACCGGUCAAAUCCAUUCUCAUUCCGACCAAGGAAUUAAAUAAAGUGAAACUUCUUGCUAAAGCUCUGAACUUCAAAGAAAUUAUAAUGGAAAAGCUUGAAAACCAAAAAAACCAUAAGACAGUAAAUAUUUGCGGAACAGUGAAAACUUUAUUGUAUACUGCACCGGAAAGACUAGAAAAUCUAAAGCGCAGAAAGCAAUAUUUUAGACAAGAUGAGCCGAAGUAA
Molecule: messenger RNA, 618 nt
Organism: Thelazia callipaeda (thelaziosis nematode)
Lineage: Eukaryota; Metazoa; Nematoda; Chromadorea; Rhabditida; Thelaziidae
Source: the annotation of a GenBank genome assembly